GAUGAGCACUCACAAAGCUGCCCCGCACGAGUUCAGGUAACAGUAGGUAAAGAAAGCGAAAAUACCGAAGUACCGGCUGACGAAGGUGGACGAAGAGAAAGCGGCGAUAGGAAAUCGUCUCUCAAGUUCAAGUGCCCCAAGUGUUCGGUCUCGUACAAGCGUGCAAAAAGCCUGUGGAAUCACGAAAUACUAAAACACAAACAAACAAGCGAAGAGUGCAGCUCACAGAAGCAUGAGUAGAGCGAUACUAAAAAAACCGAAAAAAAACAAGAUUAUCAAAGUGACCCCGGGCGCACCUGCGACGAUGCUAAAGCGACGACCAGGUCGGCCUAGCGCACCCGCGACGACGCUAAAGCGACGACCAGGUCGGCCUAGCGCACCCGCGACGACGCUGAAGCGACGACCAGGUCGACCUAGCGCACCCGCGACGACGCUAGAGCGACGACCAGGUCGACCUAAAAAACUGCCGGUUAAAGCGCCAUCUCAGGAAAGAGAACAAACAAGCACUAGUAAAGCGACCGGUUCCAACAAAAAAACGCGGCUAGACUCACCUCGCGUGACUCGUCUAACGGCAAAUGGAGUUCCACCCAAAGUCGUUAGCGUGACACAAAGAGCCGUGAAAUUCGACACCGCAAACAGAUACCGUUGUCCGAAAUGCGUGGUGUCAUUCUCCGAGCAGCAGCUGGGACUUCUGCGGAAGCACAUGUGGCUCAAGCACCGCCUGCGUCGCAAGACGCACGUUAUACCGGUCGCCGCGGAUGCCGUUGCCAUGGACGCCGUUGCCAUCGCCGCUGAUGCCGUCGCCAUGGACACUGUUGCCGCGGAGGCCGCCGCCACAGACGCGACACGCCCCGUCGACCGCGACGACGUGAGACGCCCCGUCGACACGAAACGCCCCGUUACCCGCAGAGAUGCAAGACGCCCCGUCGACCACAGCGACUCGAGACGCCCCGUCCACCGCAGCGACGCGAGACGCCCCGUCGACCUUGGCGACGCGAGACGCCCCGUUGACCGCGGCGACUCGAGACACCUCGUCGACCUUGGCGACACGAGACGCCCCGUUGACCGCGGCGACGCGAGACGCCCUGUCGCCCGCGGCGGCGCGAGACGUCCCGUCAAUCGCGACGACGCGAGACGCCCCGUCUACCGCAGCGACUCGAGACUCCUUGGCGACGCGAGACACCCUGUUGGCCGCGGCGACGCGAGAUGCCCCGUCGCCCGCGGCCGCGCGAGACGUCACGUUGACCGCAGCGACUCGAGACGCCUUGGCGACGCGAGACACCCCGUUGAUCGCGGUGACGUGAGACACCUCGUCGCCCGUGGCGGCGCGAGACGUCCCGUCGACCGCGGCGACGCAAAAUGCCUCAUCGACUGCGGCGACGCGAGACACCCCGUCGCUCGUGGCGACACAAAAGUGAAGACAGAAAAGUCCCAGAAUGACGGCGGCGGUGAGCAGGUUGCCGCCGCUCUGUCUGGUGCGCGGCGCCGGCUCCACGGCAGGCCAUUGAGCGUGCGCGACUCUGCGCGGAAGUGCGAUCUGUGCGAGAUGACGUUCGCGACGCAGUUACACCUCCAGCGUCACGCGGCAACGAAGCACUCCGGCACGUUUGCCGCACACGCCUGCCGUCUCUGUGCGGCGACGUUCCUGUCUCGCGCGCUGCUGCUGCGUCACACAGCACGCAGCCACAAGGGUCACAGCGUCGGCAAGCUGUCGGCGGUGCCCGCCGCAUCAUGGGUCUCCGCCACCGACAUGGUCGACGCGCGCAGAACCUCCAAGUUUGAGUGCGACGUGUGCGAGAAGCAUUUCAGCCGCGCACACGGCCUGCAGCAGCACAUGGUCGCGCACGCCGAGAAGCGGCACGUGUGCGGCGUGUGCGGGGCGGCAUUCGCGCGCGCCUGGUCGCUCGGGCAGCACGCGCACACGCACCGCGACGUGAAGCCUUACGCGUGCGGCUCGUGCGACCUGCGUUUCGCGCAGCGCAGCUCGCUGCUCGUGCAUGAGCGCACGCACACGGGUGCCAACGCCGUUCCGCUGCCGCUACUGCGGCCACGGCUUUUAAGCAGAGCAGCAGCCGGACGCAGCACGUGCGCCGGCACCUCAACAUCAAGCCAUACGCGUGCGGCGUCUGCGGCGUGGCGUUCGUCGCUGGUAGCGACCUGCAGAAGCACAAGCUCGUGCACACAGCCGUUAAGGCGCAUGAGUGUGAUGUUUGCGGCGAGCGCUUCGCGAAGACCGGCUACCUGCAGCGCCACUAUCGCAUCCACACCGGGGAGAAGCCGUACGAGUGCAAGCAAUGUGGCAAGUGCUUCCGGCAGCAGAACCACCUGGAUACGCACAAGCGGACGCACUGGGGUUUCAAGUAUGCCGAGGUCUGUGUGAUGUGUGGUAAGAAUGUAAGACCGGAAAACAUGCAAAUGCAU
Molecule: messenger RNA, 2421 nt
Organism: Priapulus caudatus
Lineage: Eukaryota; Metazoa; Priapulida; Priapulimorpha; Priapulimorphida; Priapulidae
Exons: 2
Coding region: 233-2380 (715 amino acids)
Biological process (GO): regulation of transcription by RNA polymerase II
Cellular component (GO): nucleus
Molecular function (GO): RNA polymerase II cis-regulatory region sequence-specific DNA binding; DNA-binding transcription factor activity, RNA polymerase II-specific
Source: RefSeq, a predicted model, not a curated record